UUAAAUAACUAUUUUAUUUCAGAAUUUAACAAAUUUCACUAAGUUAAAUACAGGAGAGCAUAUUAGAUACCAUAACUCACACACCCUCUCCCGCCCAAGCGCCGCCGCCGUCUCCGCCGGAGCUGAAACGCUGGUUGUAGCGCUGAUAGGCUGUUCAUAUUCGUACAGAAUUAAAGGGUUGGUUUUUUCCGAAAUCACAAUUAGAAUGGCCAACAUCAUGCCUAUUUCCACCGAAUCCUGCAAGAUUGGUUUCAUCGGGGCUGGAAAAAUGGCAGAGAGCAUCGCCAGAGGUGUCAUCAAUUCAGGGGUUUUUCCGGCUUCCAAUGUCCGGACUGCUCAUCUUGGCCAGAGGCGUACUGUCUUUGAAUCAUUUGGCACAAAAGUCUUUGAUCAGAAUAGUCAGGUAGUCCAAGAUAGUGAUGUGGUUAUAUUCUCCGUGAAACCUCAAGUUGUCAAAGACGUGGUGCUACAGUUAAGGCCACUUCUUUCAGAGAAGCAGCUAUUAGUCUCUGUUGUUGCUGGAGUCAAGCUAAAAGAUUUGCAGGAGUGGGCUGGUCACAGCCGAUUUAUUAGGGUAAUGCCCAACACCCCAGCUGCUGUUGGUGUGGCUGCGUCUGUUAUUACUCUGGGGGACGCAGCAACCAAGGAAGAUGGAGAAUUGAUCAGUAAAUUAUUUGGAGCAAUUGGCAAAGUUUGGACAACUCAGGAGAAGCUGUUUGAUGCUAUCACCGGCCUGAGUGCUAGUGGACCGGCAUACAUCUUUUUGGCGAUUGAAGCUUUAGCCGAUGGAGGUGUCGCUGCUGGUCUUCCACGUGAACUCUCACUUGGCCUGGCUUCUCAAAUGGUACUGGGAGCAGCAUCAAUGGCGGUGAGCACGGGCAAGCACCCUGGCCAGCUGAAAGACGAUGUGGCGUCGCCUGGUGGCACGACUAUAGCUGGGAUUCACGAACUGGAAAAGGCUGGCUUUCGAGGCAUACUGAUGAACGCAGUCGUUGCUGCUGCCAAGCGCGGCCAAGAGCUUUCUAAGAACUAGAUUCCAUGCUAUAUCUUGCAAAUAAUUACCCAUGUUAUGAGUAUAUGUACUCGUCACUCUUUCUCCUAAAUAUGGUAGGAUGUCAUUAGCAAUAGCUAAACUAGUAUUAUAUCUCUCUUCUGCAUUAGUUUGAAGAGGAUAAAUAAUGCCAUUAGACAACAUGAUGUAAACAAUUGUGUUUGCUCUUGACUAUGAAUGUCUAGACAACAUUACUUUUCAUGACAAAAAAGGGUAUAUAACAAGGUUUUCUGUAGACCUCA
Messenger RNA from Salvia splendens (bonfire salvia), 1293 nucleotides. Its product is annotated as pyrroline-5-carboxylate reductase. Gene Ontology annotation, molecular function: pyrroline-5-carboxylate reductase activity. Lineage: Eukaryota; Viridiplantae; Streptophyta; Magnoliopsida; Lamiales; Lamiaceae. Gene Ontology annotation, biological process: L-proline biosynthetic process. Bases 206 to 1033 code for a protein of 275 amino acids. The record is from RefSeq and is a predicted model, not a curated record. The transcript has 8 exons.